This is a messenger RNA of Lathyrus sativus (Indian pea), 822 nucleotides long. The record is from the annotation of a GenBank genome assembly. Lineage: Eukaryota; Viridiplantae; Streptophyta; Magnoliopsida; Fabales; Fabaceae.
AUGGGAUCUUUCAUAGGUCAUAUUUUGCCGGGAACCUUGUUUCUUCUAGUUGGAUUAUGGCAUAUAUGGUGUGCUGUGGUGAGAUAUGUAUCAAGUCCUAAGACAUUCCGAGUUCAUGUCUGGAAUCCUGUACCAGGAUUUGACGGGAAGCUCAAGCACUUGGAACUCUAUGUUAUAUCAAUUGGCGCUUUCAUUGACUUGUGCGUUGAGCUUUUAGUUGCAACACAACUCAGGUUUUUUGUCGGUGGAGUCUUGAAUUCCACUUACUUGAAUAACUUUGAGCACUCAGGAAUGCUUAUCAUGUUUCUUAUCUUUGGUGUCGUUUCCCUGCUCUCAGAAAAGACAAGAUAUGUUCCCUUGCCAGAAGGUGCACUUUGUUUAAUUGCUGCAACGGCAUUCACUGCAGAGUAUCUUCUGUUUUACUUUCACUCAACAACACACAAAGGUCUAGAAGGCUAUUAUCAUGUCCUCCUCGCCUUCAUAAAUGGUCUUUGUGUAUUAUCUUCAGUUGCCGGAGCACUUUUUCCAACCAGUUUCCCGGUCGAUUUAUGCAAGGGAAUUGCCAUAACGCUGCAAGGAAUCUGGUUCUAUCAGACAGCCUUCGUUCUCUUUGGCCCCAUGCUACCGGCAGGUUGUAGCAUGAAGGAUAACAUUGUCGCAUGUCAUUCGCAUGAGAGCGAGAUUCGUGGUGAGUUGUUUGCCAAUGCUCAGCUCUUUUUCGCAGUCCUUGCUGUUCAUGUAGGAACUAUAUUAUCCUUUGGUUUUGCAGCUUCUAGAUAUGGAAAUUUAGAAGAGCUUGCUCUUAAUUCAGGGUUUGAUUAG